AGCUAACUUUGGACAACAUUGGUUACUCUGACCGGCUAGCUACUUUAGCGAAAAAAAAAACAUUGAAAUUCCUGAACAAUAGAGAAACACAUUUCGUUUCCUGGGGGGAAAAAAAUGACGAGGAGAAAUAUCGACCCUUUGUCACUUGAUGAAACCAUUGAUGAGGAGAAGGAGGAGAACGAUGUGGAGAAGAUGAGUGUCUCGGUGUGGGAGCAUCAGGCCCUUGCCCAGAUCCCCGUCAAGGUGCUGAGGGGUCACACAGACGCCAUCACCAGCUGUCACUUCUGCUUUGACGACACCAAAGUCCUGACCAGCUCCCACGACAAGACGGCCACACUAUGGGACACAGAGAGUGGUGCCGCACUAUUGGUGUUUGAGAGAGGACAUCUGUCGAACAUCUCGGAGUGUGCCUUGAUUCCCGACAAGAAAAG
This is a messenger RNA of Coregonus clupeaformis (lake whitefish), 431 nucleotides long. RefSeq names its product WD repeat-containing protein 88-like. The record is from RefSeq and is a predicted model, not a curated record. The transcript is spliced from 3 exons. NCBI's taxonomy places the organism in Eukaryota, Metazoa, Chordata, Actinopteri, Salmoniformes, Salmonidae. The annotation marks the transcript as partial. Gene Ontology annotation, molecular function: protein binding.